AUGUCUUUGCCGUGUCCGGAUCGCGAGGUGCUGACGCUAUCGCAGAAUGUUGCACAGUCCUCCGCUACGUCACUACGAACCAUGGCCAUCUUUCCCGAGCUUCACCCAGAGCCGAGCUCGAUCGAACGCGUCGAUGCGUGGGCAGUGACCCAAUUGGCGGACGCCUUGAGUGGCACGGCCAUAACAUCUCCUCCUCCACGUCAAGCUCGCACUGUCACCAUUGAGAUCCCUCUCGACGAGCGCGAACCGAUUCAAGAUGAGUCUACGCGACUCCGACUUCGCGCGGCAAGGCCGGAACCUGUACAUACCGUGUACAAGCGAAGCGAGCCGAUUCGACGUGAUAGCUUGAAGAGACGGGAGUCGUUGCUCAAAGGAAAAGAAGGGUCUCGACGUCGGCAGCGUUGGGAAAACGAUCGCUUGCUGAACAACCCUCAUGCUGAGCCGCCACUGCCGAGCGAUUGGCAGCCACAUCCGACGUACGCUGUACAGAAUGUGCCGUACUUCCUCGCACCGCUCUGGGAUGCUGAGUAUGCGAGAAAGUCGCAAGAAAGGCAAGCUAGAGCUGCAGCAGCCAAAGCGCCCGCGUCAAAGGAGGAGGCGGCAGCUGCCAAGGUGGCUCAAGAUCUCCGAGCGAAGAUGAAGCGCGCCAAAGGAGCGAAAGGCCUGCUCCAAGAUCUGGAGGACGAAGUGCGAACUUUUGUCCGCCAGUGGGAGGAGAAGGAGCGCCAGCUUGAAGGCGAAGGCCUGAUUGAGCCCGAUAGCGAGGACGAGGAGAUCGUUUUCGUAGGAAGAGGCGGUGCUACAAUGAGCGAUGAGCGUCGAGAGGAGAGACACCUCGAGAAGGACAAGUUGAUCUAUCAAGGCCUGAUUGACGAUCAUGGUGCAGCGUUCGGGCGCUACUUGACCCAUCAGAUCGCCAUCUAUUAUGGCCUCAAGACUUGGAGCAUCACCAAAGGCGGCGAGAGACUGGCAUAUGUCGGGCUCAAGAUCGAUCCAAAGACACGCCGGCCAAGUCUGUCAAACCGCGAACUGCCGCGACCUUUGUAUGCGGUUGUUUGA
Messenger RNA from Zymoseptoria tritici IPO323, 1059 nucleotides. RefSeq lists its product as uncharacterized. The transcript has 3 exons. The record is from RefSeq and is a predicted model, not a curated record. Gene Ontology annotation, molecular function: nucleic acid binding. NCBI's taxonomy places the organism in Eukaryota, Fungi, Ascomycota, Dothideomycetes, Mycosphaerellales, Mycosphaerellaceae. The coding region runs from base 1 to 1059 and encodes 352 amino acids.